CCUCCACGCACGCUCGUGGUAGAGUCCGGGAAGACAGCGCGAGCGAUGGCCUCCACAGCAGCAGCCACCUCCCCGUUCCUGGGCACCCGCCUGCCCGAGCGCAGCGUCGCCAUGGCGGCCGGCCGGUUCCAGGCCCGGUUCGGUUUCGGCACCAAGAAACGGCCCCAGUCCAAGAAGACCAAGGCGCCAACGUCGGACCGGCCGCUGUGGUUCCCGGGCGCCAAGGCGCCCGAGUGGCUCGACGGCUCGCUCGUCGGCGACUACGGCUUCGACCCCCUCGGCCUGGGCAAGCCGGCGGAGUACCUCCAGUACGAACUCGACUCGCUGGACCAGAAUCUGGCAAAGAACUCCGCCGGGGAGCUCAUCGGCACCCGAACAGAGAACGCCGACGUGAAGUCCACCCCCUUCCAGCCCUACGCCGAGGUGUUUGGUCUGCAGCGGUUCCGCGAGUGCGAGCUCAUCCACGGGCGGUGGGCCAUGCUCGCCACCCUCGGCGCCCUCACCGUGGAGUGGCUCACCGGCGUCACCUGGCAGGACGCUGGCAAGGUAGAGCUGGUGGACGGCUCCUCCUACCUGGGCCAACCCCUCCCCUUCAACAUCACCACGCUGAUAUGGAUCGAGGUGCUGGUGAUCGGCUACAUCGAGUUCCAGAGGAACGCGGAGCUCGACCCGGAGAAGCGCCUGUACCCCGGAGGCAAGUACUUCGACCCCCUCGGCCUGGCGUCCGACCCUGAGAAGAAGGCCACCCUGCAGUUGGCGGAGAUCAAGCACGCCCGCCUCGCCAUGGUCGCCUUCCUGGGCUUCGCCGUCCAGGCCGCCGCCACCGGCAAGGGCCCCCUCAACAACUGGGCCACCCACCUGAGCGACCCACUCCACACCACCAUCAUCGACAACGUCUUCUUCGCCUCCUCCUCCUAAGUGCGACAAGACAUCGAUCGGCUUCACCUUUCCCCUCCCUCCCAUGGCGAUCUCCUUGUGUGGGAUUCCUGUGGUGGGGGUUAAUUUCCUGUGUACAUCACAAGUCACUCGACUUCUGCGUGCGUAAUUUCUACAAUAUAUGGUGGUUUCUACAAUAUAUAUAUA
Musa acuminata subsp. malaccensis (wild Malaysian banana) is the source of this 1083-nucleotide messenger RNA. RefSeq names its product chlorophyll a-b binding protein CP29.2, chloroplastic-like. The record is from RefSeq and is a predicted model, not a curated record. Lineage: Eukaryota; Viridiplantae; Streptophyta; Magnoliopsida; Zingiberales; Musaceae. Gene Ontology annotation, biological process: response to light stimulus; photosynthesis, light harvesting in photosystem I. Gene Ontology annotation, cellular component: plastoglobule; chloroplast envelope; chloroplast thylakoid membrane.